GCGCCGCGGCCGAUGCGGUGACGUCACAGCACCCCUGACGGGGGGCGCGCCCGUCGGCGUCGACAGUCCAGUCGCGCCGCGCGCCCGUCGGAGUGUGUGAGGUGUCGGGUCUGUGGUGGCUCCGCGGGACCGUCUGACAGCUCGCAGAGGAGCCGCUCGACCCUGUCGAUCAGUGCGCAACCGCCCCCGAUGUGUAGUGAGAUCGUCUCGCUGCCGAGGGAGUGCGUAAUCUUCCUGCGAUGAUCACCAGGCUGACAGCAGCGCUUACCUCCUGUCUCCACUUAUCCGCCGUCCUUGGACAAAUCGACAUCAGUGGAGUGGCGGUGCAGACUGUGGUGGGACUGGUCGACGGAGCCGUCACACUGCCCUGUGAAGCCAGCCGGCCUGACCCGGACGAUAAGCUGGAGCUGGUACUCUGGUAUCGACUAGGCUCCAAGCUGCCCUUUUACACGUACGACGCCAGAGGUCGGCCGGCCGGCAGAGGUCACCAUUUGACCGACGACCUUCUGUCUCCGCGCGCCCGGGCCCUCUACCAGCUCUCGCCUCCGGCACUGGUGCUCAGCAGUCUGAGACAGCUGGACCGGGGCGUCUACGUGUGCCGAGCCGACUUCAUCCAGAGCCCGUCCAGGGUGGGCGUCACCAACCUGACCCUAAUCGUGCCACCUGACGAGCCAGUCAUAUACGACAGCGAAGGAAUGCGACUGCUGGACGUGACCUCACCGGUGCCAGAAGGGGAAUCGCUCACUCUCACAUGUGAAACGACGGGAGGCCGUCCCCCGCCGAAGCUGCUCUGGUACUGGAGGGGCCACCUGCUGGACAACACGUUUGAGAACGGCCCGGCCGGAGCGGUACGCAAUACUCUGACCCUCCACCACCUGGCGAGGACCGACCUGCGCUCAGAACUCAGCUGCGCGGCCUCCAACAGUAACCUGACCGAGCCGCGAACAACCACACUGCGACUGCAGCUGCUGCUGCCACCUCUGGACGUGAGCCUGUCGCAGCUGCCCGACCACCUGAGGGCAAAGGUCACCUACAGGGUCACGUGCACGGCACGUGGGUCUCGGCCGGCGGCGAGAAUCCGGUGGCUUCGGGGAGCCUACAGUCCGAUUGUCAGCGGCAUUCGAGAACUGCCGUCGGCGGAUCCGAACAUCACCGUCAGCGAGCUGACGCUGACUGCUGAUGUCGGGGAGGACAGUUUGGAGCUAACCUGUUUGGCUGAGAACGCUCAGCUGCCGCAGAGAGCGGCCAUCAGCGCCACACGCUCCCUGCCCGUCCACUAUCCACCUCAGAUUUUACUGCAGAUCGGCAGGACUCUGGUGGCCAGCGACAUCAAGGAAGGCAACGACGUCUACUUCGACUGUCAGGUCCGGGCCAACCCGCCCGUCACGGAACUCUCCUGGUACCACCAGGGGAAGCAGCUGGUCAGCGACCGCCACUCGAAUGUGAUGAUCAUCGACCGGAGCCUGGUGCUGCCGAACGUUUCGCGUCACCAGGCCGGCAGCUACACGUGCGGCGCCUCCAACGCCGAGGGGCACAACCAGAGCGAGCCGCUGCUGCUGCAGGUCAUGUAUCUGCCUCGUUGUCAAAUAGAGCAGCAGACGGUAUUCUUUCUACCGGGACGCAGCUUUGAGCUGCGCUGUCAACUGCAGGCCCGCCCCACCCAGGUCCGGUUCAAAUGGGACGUCAACAGCACAGCUACUGAGUACCGGCGAGCGCCUCUGACUAGAUUCAGCACCUCGGGCAGCUCCAGCUCCGUGCAGCACCGGCUGGACUCUGAGGAGUCGGCCGAGGUGCGCUGCUGGGGCAGCAACGCCAUCGGACUGCAGCGGACUCCGUGCAUUUUCCAUCUGGAGCCGGCAGGUGUUCCGGAGCCCGUGCAAGGAUGCACGGUUAGCAAUAGCACCAUAACGUCGUUUGACGUCCGCUGCAAGCCAGGAAACGACGGAGGGCUACCGCAGACGUUUGUUCUAGAAGUUCGUGACGUCAACACACAACAGGUGAUACACUCAGUAUCUCAGAAGAAGGCCGAGUUCCACGUCCGCGGUCUGAGUCCCGGGGCCAACUUCAGCGUGACGGUGUUCGCGUCCAGCGCCCGGGGCAGGGGACAGCCGCACGUGCUGCAGGUCGGCACUGUCACCAUGAUACCCGACAGGAUCGCGUACAGCCGGUCGGCGGCCGCUGGUCCCGUGGCAGCCGUGCUGGGAGGACUGGUCCUGCUGCUGCUGCUGCUGGCCGCGGCAGUGAUCGUCUCCCUGCGCCGUCGACUGCCGCGCCGGGGACCGCUAAAAACGGCCGAGCAGGAGGCGCCGGAGGUUACCGGCAGUGGGCGCGACCAGCCGAGUCCAGAUCUCCUGCCCACAGGUUCCGGGGCUCGCAGUCUGUCCGGGUUUUCCGACUGCAGCGUAGUUAGUUCGCCGCAUCAAAUGACCGCUAAUUACAAGUCGCGACUGAAGCGGACAGACGAGGAUAUGUUCGAGUCAGCAGAUCACGUGAUCCCCAACCCGCUGGACGUCUACGGGCACCGAUCUGUGGACCCGGUACGGACUGUGGGGUCACUGGGGCGCGACCCGGCCCGGUCAAGGUCGGCCCACAUGCCCACUAGCGCCGCCUAUCGGACAUUCUCAGACUGCGGGCGGCUGACGGUGCAGGACCGGGACCACAGCGCCGUCUGAUUGGCGCUCACAGUGACUCGCCGACUGUGAUUGGCCGAGGUCAGAGGAAGUGCUGUGUGAUUGGCGGGCGCUCGAACAGACCCGCCGUGUGGUUGUCGUUGUCGGGUGAUGACGCAGUGAUGCCGGGCGCUGUUCGGUGAGCUGGCCGCCCUGUUGUGAUCAGUGUUCACUGUUCAGUGGGCGUCUCGGACCGCCGUGGUGCCGUUGGCGGUGGGAGCUGUUGUCAGACUUCGUUAUGAAGAUGUGACAUUCUACUGACGUGUGUUGUCGAUCGUCGUUUUGUAUUGCUGGCCAGCACAGUUCGAAUGCUGUCCUGUUCCAGAAACUAAGCUCACAGUUUUACCAAUCCUGUCCCAUCGUAGGUAAGUACAUAGUGUUCCUAGAAGAAAAUGUGCAUCUGCUUUGCUGUAUGAGGUGCGAAUGGUAUGACAAUCAUAUAUCUAUGGCCAGUGUAUCAGAUAUGUACUUGUAUGUUAUUGUUUGCUGUUUUACGUGAAUGAGUCAAUAUUGCUCUAUCGUCAGUUAGAUCGUAAGGACGGCGGUAUUUUCUAAACCGAAUUUUAACAUGCUGAUAGCAAUUACUGACCAGGAGGAUGCUAACUAGUUUGUUGAUACGUCAUUGUUUUUCUCAAUAAAACAAUAAGCUUGUUAUUAAAGAUAUCAAUUUCAUGUUAUACAUAUAUGAAUUCAAUCGCAUAUUAAAGCUCGCCUAUGACUCGUUAUCAAAUUGGUGCUUGAAUGACAAAACAAUCUCUUGCUGCCGAUGACUUCUUCCCGAAAAGUCGAUGGCUGAGUGUCGGACUGCUCAAAUGUCGAGGCAGCGCUACUGUUCUGAGUGUGCCCGCUGGCAUUCUUUCGUACGCCUUUCCAGAGGCUCAUUUCGGUGGCUGGCUCCUUCUGAAGUGGGCUGAAAUAACGCCGAUUCUCUGAUCACUAUCGUCGUGCUCGCUGUCCCGUGCUGGCGUGGCUAACCGUUGUUUUGAUACCGUUGAGUGCAUGAUAAGCCAUAAUGUGGCAUUGUGUGCAAUGUGGAUGUUUGCUGAAACAUGUCAUUGUAAAUUGAAUUGAAAAGACAACUUUAUAAAUGGAAUAUAUAUAGUAUCAUACUGUUACA
Amphibalanus amphitrite is the source of this 3786-nucleotide messenger RNA. RefSeq names its product hemicentin-2-like. Gene Ontology annotation, molecular function: protein binding. Lineage: Eukaryota; Metazoa; Arthropoda; Thecostraca; Balanomorpha; Balanidae. The record is from RefSeq and is a predicted model, not a curated record. The transcript has 16 exons. The coding region runs from base 240 to 2672 and encodes 810 amino acids.